CCAGCCCAUCCUUUUUUCAUUUUUUCCUACUCAACAGUCUGCCUCAUUAGUUUGGCACUGAACGCCAUCACCAUGCGAGUGUAUUACUGCACCCCUCUACGAUUUCAGUCCAGUGUCACCAUCUACCUAAAGAACCUGGCUGCAGCUGACUUCUUCCUCUGCCUUGUUCUGCCACUGCGAAUUGCCAACUAUGCUAGCAAAUCAACAGUGAUGCGACACAUUUACUGCAAUUUUGGUGCUACGGGCUUCUAUCUCAACAUGUAUGCCAGCAUUCUCUUCAUGGAUUACAUCGCUGCAAACAGAUAUCUAAAGAUUGCUCGUCCAUUAGAGACUCAUGCACUGCAGACAGCCCGUGCUGCACGCUGUAUCGCCUUUAUAACAUGGACUUCCUUAUCUGCAAUGGCUUUAAUUUACACUGUCGUGUUUCUGAGCACAUCCUGGGGGGCAGGUCCAAAUCCACAUGAUAUAGGCUGUGAUUCCUUACACAGCCAUCAGGUCAGCGUGGUCUACAAGAUCAUCCACUGUGUUUCUGCACUCCUCUUCAUCUUUGUGCUGGUGUCCCUGAUCCUGUUCUAUUGGGGCAUGGUGCAGAGGCUUCGACAUGGCCACGCCUCCACGCAGACCCAAAGGUUCCACCGUAAACUGAGCAAGUCCAAGCACAACAUGCUAGUGCUUGUGGUGGUGUUCUGUGUCUGCUUUGUGCCCUACCAUCUAGUGAGGCUCCCUUAUGCCUUCCUAAAGCCCCUGUUACAGGGAUGUGGUACUACAGCCAAGUCGUUUUACAUCAUGAAGGAGGUCACAGUUCUGCUUUCAGUGCUCAAUGCUUGCAUGGAUCCACUGAUAUAUUUUGUUUUUUGCAAGGGAUUCCGGGAACAAAUAAGCAUCAGAAAAGUUCAAGUGUCCACUAGUCUAAGGUUUCUCAAAGUUCCAAGAGAUAUGAGAAAACAAAGCAACACAGAGACAGGGGAUUCACAUGUUACAGUGAGAUGUGAAAGUGCCAUUCAACUGCAUAAUAUCCAGAACGUAGAACUGCAACCUAUCACUUCAUAA
Molecule: messenger RNA, 1050 nt
Organism: Ictalurus furcatus (blue catfish)
Lineage: Eukaryota; Metazoa; Chordata; Actinopteri; Siluriformes; Ictaluridae
Product: P2Y purinoceptor 14-like
Exons: 2
Coding region: 73-1050 (325 amino acids)
Biological process (GO): G protein-coupled receptor signaling pathway
Cellular component (GO): membrane
Molecular function (GO): G protein-coupled purinergic nucleotide receptor activity
Source: RefSeq, a predicted model, not a curated record